AAUACAACAGCAAGCAUUUCAGUAUACCAAAUGUAGAUAAGCGUUUGCUUGUAUUGCGUUCGACAAGCAAGCCAGCUAAACAAGCAAACGCCAAUAACUUCAUACUAAAUAUUUACUAGGCACAUCGCUAUCAGCAACAUUUUAGACGUUCAACGCCUCUUAGAGACCGCCAGCGUACGCUAUGAAUACUCAGCGCGCUUGACCGCACAGCUUGGCCUGGCAACUACUCAGCUUCGAGGCGCGUCGCAGUCAAACGUCGCGUCGAUCGUUGAUCGUCUUUUGAAACAUUCAUCAAAACGGCGAGUCGAACUUGCAAGGCUCCAAAACCGUAACACGAAAUUCAGUUAACUCAAAAGUGGCGUCGGAUGUGGAAGUGAAUUUUGAAAAAUUCUACAAAAAAAAAUAAAUAAUUUUGUGAACCGUUGAAAUUCAAAAACGAAUUUAAGCUGCAGAGUAGAACAAAGCGCCGCUUUUAAAGGAAAAUUCUCACACAAGGCAAUUUAGUUUGCGUUUGCAGUAACCAGCCACAAGCAACCAGUCACACACAGAGCACUUACUACAAAUAUGUCCAACGCCGUAAAUAGCGGGGAAGCGUUCAAUAUACGCGUGAAUUACUUGAAGCCCGAAACAGUGGAAAUUGCCAAAAAUGAGCUACGCGAAACACCCGAGAUCAAGGAGGCCGCGAUCAAGGAGCUGCGCGAACUUUUACACGCUGCCACAGAUAUAAACUACAAGGAUGAUGAUGAGUUUCUGGUGAUAUUUCUGCGCGCUUGCCACUUCUAUCCAAAAAGUGCACUCGAAAAG
Messenger RNA from Rhagoletis pomonella (apple maggot), 804 nucleotides. RefSeq lists its product as uncharacterized. Gene Ontology annotation, molecular function: phosphatidylinositol bisphosphate binding. The record is from RefSeq and is a predicted model, not a curated record. Lineage: Eukaryota; Metazoa; Arthropoda; Insecta; Diptera; Tephritidae. Gene Ontology annotation, cellular component: membrane.